Messenger RNA from Spodoptera frugiperda (fall armyworm), 6835 nucleotides. RefSeq names its product ras-specific guanine nucleotide-releasing factor RalGPS2 (gene RalGPS). The transcript has 13 exons. The record is from RefSeq and is a predicted model, not a curated record. Gene Ontology annotation, molecular function: guanyl-nucleotide exchange factor activity. NCBI's taxonomy places the organism in Eukaryota, Metazoa, Arthropoda, Insecta, Lepidoptera, Noctuidae. The coding region runs from base 179 to 1966 and encodes 595 amino acids. Gene Ontology annotation, biological process: Ras protein signal transduction; positive regulation of GTPase activity. Gene Ontology annotation, cellular component: plasma membrane.
ACCGAAUAAUAUUUAUUAUCUGUAUCUGUGUUUCAUAUCAUAGACCACAGUCCUUGGUGUAACCAUUAUUAUUUCACAUUUCAAUUUCUAAAUAUUGUAAAUGUUAUUAGAUUCUACUUUGUUUAAUAAUCCGUCUUCUAUCUAAUGCAAUGUAGGUACCUGCUGUAGCAAGGCCAUCAUGCCCCGGGAUAUAUUGAGUGAUAGUUUAGCUGUCUUGAGGAUAGUUGAGCAUGAAGACGAGGAGAACUGGCCGCUUGAAAACAAACCAUCAUGUAAACAGAGUAAUAAAAAAUCAUCCAACAUUCCUAUGAACAGUCAGAAGUCUAUAACGAAAGAUGACUGCGCCUGUUAUUAUAAUUAUGGCCAUGGCGACAGUGGAAAUGGCAGGCAACACGAUCCUGUAUACCAGUACAAAACGAGUAGUCUGCCGCCUGCAUCAUCAAUCAACCAAUCCUGGGAUGAAAUUGUGUGCUCUGCACUGCGAAUCACACCCGAAGAUAUUGCUAAUCAACUCACUCUGCUUGAUUUGCCGUGUUUUAAGUCUAUCAGACCAGAAGAAUUAACUACGUGUGGAUGGAACAAAUUGAACAAGUUGACCGUUGCACCCAAUGUGGUAGCAUUUACAAAACGAUUUAACAGGGUUAGUUUUUGGACUGUACAGGAAAUAUUGAACGGGCAGUCGCCGAAGGCACGAGCCGAAAUAUUGGCGCACUUUAUAAAAGUAGGAAAAAAGCUUCAUGAACUGAACAAUUUGCACUCUCUCUUCGCUGUUAUCUCCGCGUUACAUAGUGCCAGUAUAUACAGGCUAUCAAAAACGUGGGCGUGCUUAUCGAAGAAGGAUAAACAACAGUUCGAUAAACUGGCGGAGCUAUUUGGCGAAAAGGACAAUUGGACUGCACUGAGAGACUAUUUAAGAUGUAUUCCUUUGCCAUGUAUACCAUAUCUAGGUAUAUUCCUGACGGAUCUCGUGUAUAUUGAUAUCGCGCACCCUCCGGAUUCGCCCCACCGCGUGGCCAAGAUGGCGGUCGUGUUGAAAGCGCUGGAGAAGUACCAGACUUCGGAGUACGACAUCCUCCCUCUACCCUACGUAGCGAACUACCUAAACAGUGUCCGCUAUAUCGAAGAAUUACAGAAAUUUCUGGAAGAUGAUCAGUACAAAUUGUCGUUAAAAUUAGAGCCGCCUUCACCGGUUGGGAGCGCCGCUGGUUCCAAGGAGUCAGUCAAAGAAGUAAUUGCUUCGGGAGCUUCGAAUACGAGUAACAUAUCACCAUCACACAAAGUAGGUUCCGGGUCGUUGCGUCUCCAGGGCUCGUGUCACCAGGGCAAGUUCAUCCCCACACAUCGGAAGUGCCGGUCGCUCGGUUCCAAGUUUCGUAGCGCGAGCUUGCCAAGAAAUUUUCACAAGGUCAAUUUUGGUAUUGGCAUAUUUGGAAAGAGCCACACAGACGACAAGAUGGAGAACAAGACCCCUGCUGGUUCAGUGAACUUGCUCGACGACACCCUGCUGGAGUCACCCAGUUCCGUUUCAGGCGGGAAGAUGUCCCAGUCGCUGCCACACUCUGAUAUAUCGAGGGCUGACGUCAUCCAGUGCGACUUUCAAGGAUUCGUAAGGAGGAAGACUAUUUUGAAGGAUGGGCGGAAAAUAUCGCUGUCGUCCUGGCAGCGCUACUGGCUCCAGCUCUCGGGGAACAUCCUCGUGUUUUAUGCUUCGAAGUCCUUCAAAGGGACCAACCGCAGCGACUUCCGCGACGAGAAGUGCAAGGUGCUCUGCCUGGUGGGCUGGUUCGCCAAGAUGUCUGACAGCGACAGCGCUGACGCAUUCCAGCUGAUCAACCAUCACACCGGCACGCUCUACAAGUUCAAGGCCGCUUCGGAAUCUGCAGCGAAGAUGUGGGUUCGAGUGAUCGAAGAUGUCACUACUAAGAUUGUGAAGCCCCUUCCGGCUAAUCUCAUGUCGUUCGAAUAGAACUACUCGCAAGCUACGCGGUUGAUUAUACCUCGCCGCCAUUUUUCAAUCUCAAUCCUUAUACUACGUAAGUAACUAUGCCUUUUAUGGACAAAUUAUAUUUUAGUUAUAAAAGCUUGUAAUUUUGUGUGCAUAACUAGGAAGUAUAUCGAUAUUUUUCUGUAUACGUCACAAACGGUCGUCAUUGAAUGUAAAACGUUGUAUUGUUGAGUGUCAUUCAUUCUAGAGUUCCGUAACUAGUAACGACAUGUCUAACGUGUGUCCGUCCGGAAACUGAACAUUGUUUCAGUUGGCUCGCUUCGACCUGAAUGCGACCAACUCAAUUCCGAGCUUUAUUGAAGCUAAAAACAAUCAAGUGGGAUUGGAAAAUAAGCAACAAUCCAUUAAUGCACAAUCUCGUUCAUUGAAAGCGGAUUACGUACAAGUUGUUAUUUAUUCAGUAAAAACUUCGCGAUUGAAGAGUAAUAAAUAAAUAUUGCAUUUAUUAAUGUACAGAAGUUAAAAUUUAUCAGUAUAUUUUUGAAAGAUGAUAUAAAUACGGAACUUUACAGUGAUGACGUAUUAAAUAUAGGUACACUGUACGUCGACACGCUGUCAGCAGUACAUUUGUAUCGAGUCUCUCGCAUUGUUAUUCAAUAUUUUACAUAAUCUAAGAUACAAUGUAAUAAUGUUCACUGGCUUGAAUUAGUGCAGUUCAUGUUAGUAUUUUAAAUCUAUAUCUUAAAAGUGGACAGCUAAAUUAUAUCAUCAUCAUUCUUAGCCAUUUGAUCAAUUUUGUAAUCUUAAAAAGAUACAGAUUUAAUUUUUAUCAUUUAACUAUACCUACAUAGGACGUUUUUAAAAAGGGACAUAUCACAUAAUGUUAUGAAAUAAUAUUUUUAAUCCGACAUAUAACUAUAUUUUUUGUGUGUAACAUUGGUUUUAACUUAUAUUGACCAAACUUGACGCGGUUUUAGGUAGCUAGAUAGCUUUUUCACAUGAUAAAAAUAAUUUAUCAACUGUCGUAUAAUACUAACAUCGUAUUUAAAUAAACUUUUACUCAACAAGAAUACUCUGCAAACCGACAAAAUAUUUUAGGGAGACCUUUUUAAUUAAACAUGAACAAACUAGUGUGAUAUUGCUUGAGGCUAUUUACUUGCCAAUUAGCUUUCCUUGUUAAAUUAUUAUUAUAGAUUUUCUUGCCAGAUCUUCAGGCGCUCAAUAUUACCUUUUUUAUACUCGUAGCUAAUCGUAAGAGCUCUCACAGGAAAUACAAGAACAAUAAUAUUUAUUAUACGCAAUACAUUUUUAGCAAAUCACUUUUCGUCCGCACUUUAUACGAAUAAGAUUAUUUGAUAAAUUGCCUUUUACAAUUUAUACUAGAAUAUCAGUCGCGAAAGCCUUUCAAUAUAAGGCUAAAUAAAAUAUUGUAGCGUCGCUUUACGUAAGGAUAACGAACAAAAUUAAUUUCUUGUGCUCACUUAUUCGUGUUGCUCAAAUGAUAUCGUCACAUUUUUUCAGCUUUAGCGGCAUUUUAGUGUAGAUUGCACAAUCUACUUAUGACGUAUUGGACUGCAAAUAAGGUUGUAUUUCGAUCGCCCGAUCUUGAGCCUCAUCACGGUGUUUAAACGAGGAAGUAUUGAGGCUGCAAUCGAUUGCUUUUUCAGUGAUGUAGGCUCAAAGAGCUUGAUGAUAUAUCCGCCAUUUGAGAUUGCAAUCGAGCGCAGAUGACACCUAUACGCGAUUCGUUCGUUUUGUUAUUAGUGGCCUGUUGGCAGGGCGCGUAAGUCACAAAUAUUUAAUGAAAGCGACAACGAGUUUCAAUCUGUGAACAAUAGUAAAAUUUAGUAUCUAAUAUCAGUAAGGUUGUUAGAUGACAUCUUCGUAUGGUCAAACACGAGUUGUUGGUUAAUGUAAAAAAAGAUCGCACCCGUAUAUUAUUGAAAAGUGCUAACGUACAUAUAACGCGAUCACUCAAUUAUUUUAGCUUGGUGCUAUAGCGUAGCGAAUAGAUUGUAACGGUAAGCGCGACUGUAGACGUUGUUAUCGAACAUUUAAUAUAAGUACAUCUGAACAAUUAAUAUCAGUACCAUAAAAUAAAGAAAUAUUUUUAUUAUGAAAUAUAAACAAAUAAAUCAGUUUAAAAUAGAGUUUAAUAUAGGUAAAUAGAUAUUGUGCCAUUAUAAUCAAAACAAGUAUUAAAAAAAUCUAAUACAAAAUAAUACAUUUUAUGAUGCUCGAUAUGGAACCGAUAUUAGUAAGAGAAUCUAUAACUUUUUAUGUACCGUAAUAAAAAUAUAUAAUAUCUAAUUUAUGCACCUCAAUCAUGAAUCUUACUACGGCUAUCAGAUUAUAUUACCAUAUUAUAUGUGUAGCGUAAUGCGACGUCCUCGUCAACUUUAUUUCCUAAUAUAUUUUAAAGUCACAAAAACUGAUAGAGCAUUGUCCCGAACUAGAUAUUCACGAGCUUGUUGUACGUACAAAUUCGUAUAUUCUGCAAUUUUAAUGAAUGUGUGCGCGUCGUUUUUUAAACUAAACUUUUCCAUAAUUCAGAAAGUAGAAUGAAAAAUUUCAUCUUAUGGAGGAUUACUAUGUCGAAUGACUUUUUCCACUUGUGUAGUGUACUAUUUACCGUGUUAGUUGUAAUCAUAUGAUAUUGACAGUAAGAUUUUAUACAAUAAAUUGCUUGUAAAUGUCCAAUCGGUACUAUUUCCUAAUUACGAAGUAUUGGAAAUUAAGAUGAUUCAUAAUCUUGGAGUCCUACAUUUCUAGUUUUAGUUUGAGUUCCUACCUGUACCAUGCAUGUUAAACAGCAACGUACGCUCCACUUUGUUCGCGGUAAACCACUAUUUAUUCUUUGCUCAUAGCGGGAUCGGCGGUAUGUUCGUUCGUACGCUUUCAGGGUAGCGGUUCUGUUUUCUGCCAUAAUUAGGGUUCUCGAUCCUCGCAAACAAUUAUGUUUGUACUCAGGCCUACCGAUAUUACCUAGUCAAUCAAACAAAUAGCCGAAAUAUUCUCUCGAAUAAGUAUAGUCUAAUCAUAAAACGUUUGCACGAGUAGUUAGCAAUAUUUCGAACAUUAUACAUAUGUAAAAGAUACUGCAAAUUCCUUCGUAGAAAUACCUGUUCAAAAUGAUUUUUAAACCUCUACAAAAAGUAUAAAAUAUAUUAUAGCCACUAACUUAUUUGAGUCGUAUUUUAAUAAAUGUCAAGUUGAUAAUACAGAAUAUUACUUGUGUAAAAUGUUCCAUGUUUCAAGAUAUUAUAACACCUCCAGUUCUCUUUGAUUUUUCAUAGCGACUAUAAGCUUGUAUUCCUGGAAACACCGCCGCUUUAACCUCGGGAAUUCACUCCACAAUAAAUAAAAUUAUUUUAAUCUGUAUUCUCUUUUAGUUUUUAUUUUUUUUAAGCGUUGUUUGUCUGUUCACACUGGUUUUUAUUGUCAUAUUCUGUUGGUGUUAAACCUAUGAUUUUUAUUUAUUUAGAAUUUACAAAAAACUUUUGUAUUGUAGCAUGGAUUUCCGCAAAUUAUGACUUAUGAAUUAUGAUAAAAAAUAUAGAAAUAUAAACUGAACAUUUGAGAAUGGUUGCAUAAUUCGUAUCGUUUCCCGAUUGCACAAAUUUACAAAGUAGACGUCCGCGCCGUUGUAACUUUCCCGAACCAAAUGCAAUCCUUUCGAAGUAAACAAGUUGCAGGUUUGGGAAUGUUAUCAUAGUUGCUUAAAAUACGAGUAAAAUAAGUUAAGUGUUUCCGAAUCUCCUAGCGAGCACUUAGUUCCUAUUUAUACUGUUCUCACAUUCAGAAGUUAGUAAACAUUGUUCAAUACUGAUGAAUUUUCUGUGGUGCCUAGAGUGUUGAAAUAAUAAGCAAUAUAUUCAUGAUGUUCUAGCAUACUGUUGCAAUAGUUAAGUUAUAAAUAAUGUAAUUAUGUUGAAGUUGUGUCCGUUAUGUCUCGAAUACGAAUCUCUACUCUCACCAUUUUCGAAUGUUACGAUGUUUUUGACUAUGUGUCUACUUGUUGUAUUUUGCCAGUAGCAGUUCGUCUUUUUUUAAGAGCACUUGAUCCAGUCUCGUGUGUGCCAUGUUCUAUGGAAAUUGUUUGCUUUCCGAGCGCCGACGUGGCUCGUACGGUAGCCACGUGCAAACUUGCUCUUUAUUGGACUGCAUUCACAACCUUUCAAUUUGGUCACGACUCGACGUCAACGUUGCGACGUUUUAGACAUGACGUACUAGUGACGUAGGCGCAUCGGAUCGUUACAAUGUGAUUCUUGUAAUAUAGUUCGCGUAGUAAAGGACGCACAUCUCUUAGAUCGGCCUGGUUAUUAUGUAAGACGUGACACGAGUGUAAUACUCUAGAUUGAAACAUGUUACGAACGAAAGAAAGCAUUAUGUAUCGCACGCGACAUGACAAACGUUUGAUUGAACUUUAUUUCGUUUAUAAUCGUUAUAAAUACAUCCACUAUUAUGCUAAUUUAUGUUUUGUAUUGAAAUACAAAAUGUUUUCUUUAUAUUACCAAAGCUACGUAAAUCUAUCUUUUGUAUUGUAGUUUAAGUAUAGUUAUAGUGAGGCUAUGAUAUUUGACUGAUCUGAAAAUGUUAUAUCGAUUCUAAAAGCACAGACUAACUUUGAAUUUAUAACCAAGUUGUUGAAUCUUGAUUAAUAUUUGUUUUGAUGGAAUUGCUACCAGACUCGGUUCAUUUACAUGACUUGCACCACUUUGAUGUUUGUUGUCAACGUGUCACUAUAUAUUACAGUCUCUUAGUUAUUCCUGUCGCUAUUUUUACUUGAGUUACGAAUAUCAUUGUAAUUAAGCUUUGUACGACAUACUCCUAAGUGUAUUUAAUAGCACAUGUGUGCUCUUGUGUUCAAUAAAAUUCCUACAAAAUAUA